AUGAAAGGUAAGGAAGGACUGCAGCUUUCCCGAGUGGAAGAGGUUCAAUUCAAUAGUUCCGACUCUGACUUUGAAGCCCGGCCGGGUGAAGAAGCCUCAGCCCGAGCUUUGACUAUGACUACGAGCAGUUGGGAUCACAUUCGAGGAAGAAAGUCAGAAUGUAAGAAAUAUGGGAAGGUUCUAAACCCGCUAGAGGAAGCGCGCUAUCUAAUCACUGGUACAGGUUCUAGAGUUUUCCCAGGUGAAAGAGUGACCCUGCCUGGUGCUAUUUUAAGUAAUCCUCUCGUUCUAGAGCUAAAGUAA
Dovyalis caffra is the source of this 303-nucleotide messenger RNA. The record is from the annotation of a GenBank genome assembly. NCBI's taxonomy places the organism in Eukaryota, Viridiplantae, Streptophyta, Magnoliopsida, Malpighiales, Salicaceae.